Tripterygium wilfordii is the source of this 3714-nucleotide messenger RNA. Its product is annotated as protein QUIRKY-like. NCBI's taxonomy places the organism in Eukaryota, Viridiplantae, Streptophyta, Magnoliopsida, Celastrales, Celastraceae. The transcript has a single exon. The coding region runs from base 219 to 3308 and encodes 1029 amino acids. The record is from RefSeq and is a predicted model, not a curated record.
AAUCCGUAAAAGGUGGGGAAGCUACAAACCUUCAUGAGAGAGAAUGGAAUCCCACCCACAUCACCCAUCCCAAUACAAAUUACACACAUACAUUCCUUUCAUUCUCUCCAACAAAUAAAUAUAUAUUAUAAUAAUCCACUCUCUCUCCCGCUAUCUCCGGCUUCUCUUUGCUCGAAACCAAACAAAAAAACGCAUUACUUUGCUCUGAAGAUGACACCAUGACUACGCCGCCAAUACCCCAACCACCAAGCACUGUUCGCAAGCUACUCGUCGAAAUUGUAGAUGCAAGAGAUCUCUUGCCUAAGGACGGCCAAGGGAGCUCCAGCCCCUACGUCGUUGCCGACUUCGAUGGCCAGAAAAAGCGCACGUCCACCAGGUUUCGUGACCUCAAUCCGGUAUGGAAUGAGACUCUGGAGUUUAUUGUGUCUGAUCCUGAUAAUAUGGAUUAUGAGGAGAUUGAAAUCGAGGUUUUUAAUGACAAGAAAUACGGCAAUGGCAGUGGCCGUAAGAACCAUUUCUUGGGGAGGGUCAAGCUCAAUGGUUCACAGUUUGCAAGGCGUGGAGAGGAAGGCCUCGUGUAUUUUGCUUUGGAGAAGAAGAGCGUGUUUAACUGGAUUCGGGGAGAGAUUGGGUUGAGGAUUUGUUAUUACGAUGAGUUAGUCGAGGAGGAGCCCCCGCCUCCUUCACCGGAGAAGGAGGAGGCACCGCCACCACCGAAUUCACCUCCAGCAGUUACUAAGGCUGAGGAAGGCAGAGUAUUCGAGGUCCCUGCAUAUACUGAGCAUAGAGUUCAUGGUCAUUGCCACUAUCCGGAGGAGUCACACUCCCCUCCCGUAGUGGUCAUCGAAGAAUCUCCACCGCCUGUGAUGAAUGUGCAAUCGGAGCCGCCGCCUCCAGAGAUGCAUCAUCCACGGGAGGUGAGGAUGCAAACUGCAAGAGUGGUUAGUAGAUGUGGAGGCGGAGACAGAGUAAGAGUGUUGAAGAGACCAAAUGGAGACUACUCUCCAAGAGUGAUUACAAGCAAGUUUGGGGGAGAAACAACUGAGAGGAUCCAUCCUUACGAUCUCGUUGAACCAAUGCAGUAUUUAUUUAUCAGAAUCGUGAAGGCGCGAGGUUUGGCUCCUAAUGAGAGUCCGUUCGUGAAAAUCAAAACAACGACUCAUUUUGUCAGAUCUAAACCGGUGAAUCAUAGACCCGGUGAGCCAACAGAUUGCCCGGAGUGGAACCAGGUGUUCGCGUUAGGCCAUAAUAGGCCUGAUACGGCCAGCGCCACGCUUGAGAUCUCCGUUUGGGACUUGCCAUCGGAGAAUUUCCUCGGCGGCGUAUGCUUCGAUCUCUCCGAUGUGCCCGUCCGUGAUCCACCAGACAGUCCUUUAGCUCCACAAUGGUACAGACUUGAAAGUGACGCCGGCGACCAGAACUCUAGCAGAGUCUCGGGUGACAUCCAGCUCUCCGUCUGGAUAGGCACCCAAGUAGACGACGCUUUCCCCGAGGCGUGGAGCUCCGACGCACCGUACGUCGCACACACGCGCUCCAAAGUUUAUCAGUCACCCAAGCUCUGGUACUUGCGAGUUACCGUCAUUGAAGCACAAGACCUCCCCAUCAUUCCAAAUUUACCUCCAUUAACAGCACCAGAAAUUCGUGUGAAGGGACAAUUAGCAUUCCAGUCCGUACGAACAAGGCGAGGAUUCAUGAACAGACACAACGCUUCGAUCCACUGGAACGAGGACAUAAUCUUCGUCGCCGCCGAACCUCUGGAAGACUCUCUGGUUCUGCUAGUUGAGGACCGGACAAGCAAGGAAGCUAUUCUCCUUGGGCAUGUCAUCAUUCCCGUGAACACUAUCGAGCAACGUGCAGACGAGCGCCACUUGGCAUCAAAAUGGUUAGCGUUGGAAGGAGGAACCAGCGACGGAGGUGAUGGUGGGCCCGGAGGAGGUGUUGGAUCCUAUGGUGGCAGAAUCCAUCUACGCCUAUGCUUGGAGGGAGGGUAUCACGUGCUUGAUGAAGCGGCGCACUUGUGCAGCGACUUCAGACCAACAGCUAAGCAUCUGUGGAAGCCGGCUAUUGGCAUUUUAGAGCUGGGAAUCUUGGGAGCUCGCGGCUUGCUUCCCAUGAAAGCCAAAGAUGGAGGCAAGGGGUCCACAGAUGCUUACUGUGUUGCCAAGUAUGGGAAAAAGUGGGUCCGCACCAGAACCAUCACCGAUAGUUUUGAUCCACGUUGGAAUGAGCAGUACACGUGGCAGGUAUACGACCCUUGUACAGUUGUCACAGUUGGUGUAUUCGACAACUGGCAAAUGUUUGCUGACGUGCCAGAUGAGAAACCGAACAACCGUAUCGGGAAAAUACGAAUACGCGUAUCUACAUUGGAGAGCAACAAGGUUUAUACGAAUUCUUACCCGUUAUUGGCUUUGUUAGAAACCGGGUUGAAGAAAAUGGGCGAGAUUGAAUUGGCGGUACGAUUCGCUUGCCCGUCAUUGUUACCUGAUACGUGUGUGGUCUACGGGCAGCCAUUGCUUCCUAGAAUGCACUACCUCCGCCCACUAGGUGUCGCCCAACAAGAGGCAUUGCGUGGGGCAGCGACAAAGAUGGUAGCGGGUUGGUUCGCCCGGUCAGAGCCUCCAUUGGGGCCCGAGGUGGUUCGGUACAUGUUGGAUGCGGAUUCUCACACAUGGAGCAUGAGGAAGAGCAAGGCGAAUUGGUUUCGGAUCGUAGCGGUUCUUGCAUGGGCAGUCGGGUUGGCUAAAUGGUUAGACGAUAUUCGGAGGUGGAGAAACCCGGUGACAACGGUUUUAGUACACGUGUUAUAUUUGGUACUUGUUUGGUACCCGGAUUUGAUAGUCCCAACCUCAUUUUUAUACGUAUUCUUGAUUGGAAUGUGGUAUUACCGGUUCAGACCCAAAAUACCAGCGGGCAUGGAUACCCGACUCUCUCAAGCAGAAACGGUUGACCUGGAUGAAUUAGACGAGGAAUUCGACACAAUACCGAGUUCAAGACCACCGGAAGUUAUUAGAGUCCGGUACGAUCGGUUACGGAUGUUGGCCGCCAGAGUCCAAACAGUUUUGGGUGAUUUUGCCACACAAGGAGAAAGGCUUCAAGCCUUGGUGAGUUGGAGGGACCCACGAGCCACAAAAUUGUUCACUGCAGUCUGCCUCGCCAUUACAAUAAUCCUCUACGUGGUGCCGCCAAAAAUGGUGGCCGUGGCCUUAGGAUUCUAUUAUCUCCGACACCCAAUGUUCCGGGAACCCAUGCCGCCCACUAGCCUGAACUUCUUCCGGCGGCUUCCCAGUUUAUCGGAUCGACUAAUCUAGAUUUUAACAGUAGUGUAUUAGCGAGUAGGUAUACUAGUAUUAAAAGGUACAUUUUUUUGGCACCAAAAUUACGGGGAUCUUGGAGAGUUUAAAAAGGGUAAAAAUAAAAAGAACAAAUUGAACGGCAGUCUUAUGACUUUUGAAAAUUUGUCCUUAAUAACAUGGUGGGGGAGUGAAAGAAAGGGGGAGUGGUAAGUUGUCAUCAACUUUUUUUUUUUUUUUUGUGGUUGUAAUUGAAUUCAUUGACUAAUGUGGAGGAGGAACUUGGAAUAAGAUAAAGGAGGGGUGUGGGGCGGCCCAAGACACUUUGAGUGAGGAAGAAAAUUGAGUGGGUUUUGAGAUUGUCCAGGAAAGUAUAUAUGGACAUUCAAUUGCUUUCUAAAAUUAUAUUAACUGCAUUAACAUA